This is a messenger RNA of Coffea arabica (coffee), 1131 nucleotides long. The record is from RefSeq and is a predicted model, not a curated record. NCBI's taxonomy places the organism in Eukaryota, Viridiplantae, Streptophyta, Magnoliopsida, Gentianales, Rubiaceae.
AUGGAAGACGGUGGCCGCGAUGGAGGUAGGGAACGAAGCCGAGGCCGAGGAAAAGGUAGGGGACGGAGACCAGAACCCGAAAGGGUAGAAAAUGAAAUUUCGAACCACCAAGCUGAUAACCAAGUAGCUACAGCCAUACAACGGAUGACAGAAUUACUGGCACGAAUGGUGGACCAACAGGGUCAGGGUCAUGGGAAUAGUGCCGAAAACCCUGUAAAUAAUUCGGGCAAUCACGAGGGAGUGGACCGUGCCCUCGAACGGUUCCAAAAAUUUGCACCCCCGAAAUUCAUAGGUGAACCUAGCCCUGACUUAGCUGAGAGAUGGAUGGACCGCAUGAUGGAUAUAUUCGCUGUGCUCGGGUAUUCAGAGGAACGGCAGACCCCCUGGACUUGGGUCAAUUUCACCCGUGAGUUUAAUGAGAAGUAUUUGCCACCGAUUGUUCAAGAAAGGCGAGAAGAGGACUUUAUCCGCCUGCGUCAAGGGCCGUUAAGUGUGGCUGAGUACGAGACACAAUUUACCAAACUCUCCCGUUUUGCUCCAGAGUUAGUACUAACAGACCGAAAGAGAAUUCGUCGAUUUGUCCAGGGGUUAAACGUGGAAAUACAAGAGGCACUGGCGGCUACCCAGUUGGAUACAUUCAGCCAGACCCUGGAAAAGGCACAGCGAAUAGAGACGGCAAGGAGUCAAGUGAAAGCUUUCCGUGACAAGAAGAGGACACCAUCUGACACCUAUACCUACACUGGUGAGCAAAGCUCGAGAAGCGAGCCGCCUAGUAAGAGAAGUAAGGAAGUCAGUGGUACACGACCAGUGGGGACUCCGAAUCAAGGUAAAACAAAGGAAGAUCAGGCAGGAAAAAGGCCCCAAAGUGGUGUCUCACAUGGGGAAUCAAUGUUGGGAACCAGAAGAGUAUGUGAUGUUUGUGGGGCCACUAACCAUACGGAAGAUACCUGUUGGAAGAAAGAGAAAAAUCGGCGAUGUUUCCGAUGUGGUAGCAAUGAACACCUAGUUGCUCAGUGCCCUCAGAAGUCGAGGGGAGGAAAUAAAUCAGGGACGAGGGGAAACAUUUCUAGGCCGAUCAGGAACACCAAAGGUUUGCACCCUAGGGCCGCCGGGGCAGUGCUGGUGGAUUAG